Messenger RNA from Ostertagia ostertagi, 363 nucleotides. Lineage: Eukaryota; Metazoa; Nematoda; Chromadorea; Rhabditida; Trichostrongylidae. The record is from the annotation of a GenBank genome assembly.
AUGUGGGUGUUCGAGGAGAUUGUGGGAGGCGAGAAGCUAUCACAAAUUAUCAACACCCGUCAUGAAAAUGUGAAAUACUUGCCAGGAAAAACCAUUCCAGACAAUGUGAUUGCUGUUCCGGAUUUGGUGGAGUCGUGUGAGGAGGCGAACAUUUUAAUCUUUGUUGUACCUCACCAGUUUGUCAGAAAAAUUUGUCAUCAACUUGAAGGCAAAAUUGGCUCGGAUGUGCAAGCCAUCUCGCUGAUAAAGGGCAUUGCUGCAAAACCUGAUCCACGAGAAAAGGGUCUGGCGGCACCAUACGCCGAGAAGCUCGGUGGCGUUAAAUUGAUCUCGGAUGAAAUUAAAGAAAUUCCUAAAUAUUGA